CUUGAAACAAACUAAUGGGACAAAUACUACAAAAGCGAAAUCUAUACAUCUCUAUGGUCGUCCCAAGGUACGCCAGAGGGCGCUAGCGGGGUAGCUAGUUAGCGAUCGUAGUUCUGAGCCAUCUGAAAGGAUUAACGCUAUGCUUAUUUGAUCGUUGAGGAUAUGGCGCAUUUGAACAGAAGGACUAUUUCGUCUGCUGCAUUAUGACUGGAUUUCUAGCCAGCUAACUAGCUUUCGCUAAUUGCAUUGCAGAGCCUACUUCUAUUAAACGUUACGUCGUGUUGCUUAUUGAAACACACAUCCCGCAAGAAAUUGUGAAUUUAGAUUGCAUGCCAGAGUCUUAACUAGCUACGACAGCUAAGCAAGCCACUCCUGAUUGUCUCAUGUUUUGCUACAACCUUUGCUGUCUUAUCGAUUUGGCAACACUCGCUUGGCCACGUCUUAUCAAUUUGUGUAUUUUAGUUUUCUCGUGGUAAACGCCAGCCUCUACCUAGCUAACGUUACCCAACGACCUGGUUGCUAAAUGUCGGAGAAGAGUUCGAACUCGUCGGGCUCCGAUGAAGAUGUGGAUCCCGAAUCUGGGCAUCCUGUUGAACUCGGUGGCGUCCUAAGCAAGUGGACCAACUACAUUCACGGAUGGCAGGACCGGUGGGUAGUGUUGAAGAACAACACUCUGAGCUACUAUAAGUCAGAGGAUGAGCGGGAGUUCGGCUGCAGGGGCUCUCUGUGUCUCAGCAAGGCGAUCAUCACACCCCAUGAGUUUGAUGAGUGUCGUAUUGACAUCAGUGUGAACGACAGUGUGUGGUACCUACGGGCAGAGGACCCAAAGCACCGGCUCCGAUGGAUUGACUCCAUCGAAUUACACAAGGUGGAGUCGGGGUAUGGUUCAGAGUCCAGUCUGAGGCGUCAUGGUUCCAUGCUGUCUCUCACGUCCGCUGCCAGUGGCUUCUCCGCCACCUCCACCUCCUCCUUCAAGAAGGGCCACAGCCUGCGGGAGAAGCUGGCGGAGAUGGAGACAUUCAGAGACAUCCUGUGCAGACAAGUGGACACACUACAGAAGUACUUUGACGGCUGUGCAGACGGCGUCUCCAAGGACGAGUUCCAGAGAGACAGAGUAGUGGAGGAGGAUGAAGAUGACUUUCCCACGAGCACGCGUCCCAAUGGUGACUGCCUUCACAACAACAACGGCAGCAAAGAGAAGCUGUUUCUCCCUGCCAGUCCUAAGGGCAUGAAUGGGAUCGAUUUUAAGGGCGAGGCCAUCACGUUUAAGGCCACUACAGCUGGGAUCCUGUCUACCCUGUCCCACUGCAUUGAGCUCAUGGUGAAGAGGGAGGACAGCUGGCAGAAGAGGCUGGACAAGGAGCUGGAGAAGAGGAGGAGGGUGGAGGAUGCCUACAAGUCGGCCUUGAGUGAACUGAAGAAGAAAUCUCACUACGGAGGCCCCGACUACGAGGAGGGUCCUAACAGCCUCAUCAAUGAGGAUGAGUUCUUUGAUGCGGUGGAAGCUGCCCUGGACAGACAAGACAAGAUAGAGGAACAGUCAGAGAAGGUGAGGAUACCCAGACUGACCCCCGUCCCCCCUGGAGACGCAUACUCCGUCAUCGGAACACACCGCUUUGCCAAACAGCCCCAUAGCUACUCUUCCUCCCUGUCCUCCGUUGAAUUAGUCAGUGCCUCAGAUGAUGUUCACAGAUUCAGCGCACAGGUGGAGGACGUGGUUCAGAAUCACAUGACCUACUCCCUGCAGGACAUGGGUGGCGAUGCCAACUGGCAGCUGGUGGUGGAGGAGGGUGAGAUGAAGGUGUACAGGAGAGAGGUGGAGGAGAACGGCAUCGUUCUGGACCCUCUGAAAGCCACCCAUGCAGUGAAGGGUGUGACCGGACACGAGUUGUGCCACUACUUCUGGGACACGGACGUACGCAAUGACUGGGAGACCACCAUUGAAAACUUUAACGUGGUGGAGACACUCUCAGACAAUGCUGUUAUAGUCUACCAGACCCACAAGAGAGUAUGGCCUGCCUCUCAGAGGGACGUCCUCUACCUAUCAGCUAUCAGGAAAAUCCUGGCGACCAAUGAGAAUGACCCAGACACGUGGCUGGUCUGCAACUUCUCUGUAGAUCACGACAACGCCCAGCCCACCAGCCGGUGUAUCCGUGCCAAAAUCAACGUGGCCAUGAUCUGCCAGACCCUGGUGAGCCCUCCAGAGGGCAACAAAGAGAUCAGCAGGGACAACGUCCUCUGUAAGAUCACGUAUGUGGCCAACGUGAACCCUGGUGGCUGGGCCCCUGCCUCAGUCCUAAGAGCCGUGGCCAAGAGGGAAUACCCCAAGUUCCUCAAACGCUUCACCGGUUACGUCCAGGAGAAGACCAGCGGAAAACCUAUCCUCUUCUAAAUCUCACUGGUGUUGGAAGGCGAAACACCUUUUUGUCCUGAAGAGAUAUGGCUACAUUUCCCAUUCAUCUGUCAACCGGAAUUUCUUCACAAACCACCCAGAAUGUUCCAGAUGACAUAAUCGUAUCAGUAGUUGCCAGCCACCUGAGCCACAAAAACAUUGUUAAACUGUGUGUUUGGUUCUGUCGAUUCAGAAAUUCAUAUACAAUCUUUUUGUAAAUUGUUUUGUAAAUAAUUUCCAAUUAUAUUAUUCUGGACUAUACUUUUUCGUUUGCUUUAAUCACCGAUUAUCACAGCGUCUUUUCAUGCUGUUAAUUUCACAAAGGAAAGAAACAGCUAACCUUCUCAUCUCCCUCUAGUGACGACCUGUGGUCUGAUGGGGGGAGGGAGUCCAAAGCUUUGUACUCUUUUUGGCUAAAAUCUAUAUUUGUAGAUCAUUAUAGCUGUAAAGGAGGACUAUGGAUCUGAUGUAUUGUAUAGAGAUAAUUAGUUUACCGGUGUAUGUGAAUUAAGGGCUUGUUGGCAACCUGGAAUUGGAAGAACAAGUCUCUAUUGUCAUACGUUAUCUUUAAAUGGAUAAGAUCACUUCAAUCUGUUGAAUGUGACCCAUCAACACUAUCAAGUGUUGGUCUCUACUGUUGUUUGCCUCUCACUAUGUAUGUUUUGUCCAAGUAACAUACAGCUGAUAUACGUUGUACCACAGCAUUGGGUGUUCAGAUGGACCGCUUCAAAGGCUUUUGGGACAGGGGAGAUGGUUGUUGGGAUGGCCGUUUCUACAUGACAUUUCACAUCCCGACACACUGACCUGUCAUCUCAACAUGAUGCUUUAGACACCAGGACAAAUCCAGAGCCCUAGGAACCAUCUAUCUACUACAGUAUAAUCAGAUGUGUUUUUAGAUUGAGACACUAAACUGGAGCCGGGGUUCAGCAUUUCAUACCUCAAGAUUGUUAUCAAAAAGUCUGUAAAGCUGAGGGGUCGUAGAAUCCAUGGGGAAACAGCGUUGUCAUGAUGAUCAGGAGCACAUUUUAGUCUUGAAUGUUCUUUGUAUAUUUCUAAGUCCUCUGAAGUGUUAUUUGCACUAAAUAAUGCAAUUGGACAAUGUUCGGUAAAUUAAAAUAGUUACACUACAGAAAUUAGGUGAUUUGUACUUUACACUAGGAAAUGAGCAGGGGUUUGGUGUGGAUGUGUCCCUCAUCAUUACCUCUUGUGUUCUACAUGAAUAGAAAAUGUGAGAAACAAGUCAAGCAUUUUUAUUUAUUUUAGGAGUGUCUUUACAUUCAAUGAUUAAAAUAUUUAUCUUCAGCAAACCGUAUAUUUGAGCUUUAUGUAAUAAAUUAUGGUCUCAAAACCGA
Messenger RNA from Salvelinus namaycush (lake trout), 3744 nucleotides. RefSeq names its product ceramide transfer protein-like. Gene Ontology annotation, biological process: ER to Golgi ceramide transport. Gene Ontology annotation, molecular function: phosphatidylinositol-4-phosphate binding. The record is from RefSeq and is a predicted model, not a curated record. The transcript is spliced from 18 exons. Lineage: Eukaryota; Metazoa; Chordata; Actinopteri; Salmoniformes; Salmonidae. Gene Ontology annotation, cellular component: Golgi apparatus. Bases 524 to 2392 code for a protein of 622 amino acids.